AUGGCGGGGUCAGAUAGAAGGAUCUGUAAAGAGGAUGAGCUAUCAGGAAGAAUGGUAUCCAAGCAUGGUCAGGUCUUGGUGGCUGUGUUUUGUGCAUCACAGGCAGAUGGAAUUCACUUGUGUUGUUUUCCCCUGCCUUGUGUUAGCUUACAUGGGCCAAGCAACGUACCAGAAGGACUUUUCUGGCCAGUCUUUGUGAUUGUUACACUCGCUGCUGUUAUUGCCAGUCAGGCCAUCAUAUCUGCUACCUUUUCAGUCACGAAGCAAGCCAUGGCCCUUGUCUUAGUGAGAUCAAGGGAUGCAGAAGCUACUGAUGAUGUUGGAGAUGAGCUGCGAACUCCAUUGAUGCAUGAUCAACGAUUAGGAGAACCAAAAGCACUGAAAUCAGGAGAACAUGGAGAGUGUAUUGUGUUCUUUCCUCCAAGAAAGACUGCCAAGCUGCGUAAUGCCAUCACAUCCUUUACUCAAUUGGAUGGUGAAUCACUCUAUGAAGCUUGGGAAAGGUAUAAAGAUUUAGAAAGGCAAUGUCCUCAUCAUGAGAUUAUCCCAACAUGGCUCCUUAUCCAGACAUUCUAUAAUCGGUUGGCUCAUGAGGUUCGAAUUUCUAUUGAUGCUGCAGCCAGAGGUGCUCUCAUGGGUAAGACAGCUGCUCAAGCCAAGGGCGGCAAGUAUGAGGUCGAUGCGAUAACUUCACUCUCUAGUAAAGUUGAUGCUUUGUCUCAACAAAUCAAGAGUAUAUCAGUUGGGGCUAAUACUGAGAUCAAUGAUUUCCAAGGGAAUAAUGCAAAUUCCAUAUCUCCUGAUAUGAGUAUUGUGGAACAAGAGCAAGUCAAUGUUGUGUAUGGUGAUUUUAGACCUAGAAAUGAUCCUUACUCGAAUACUUUCAAUCCUGGUUGGAGGAAUCACGAGAACUUCUCUUGGAGCAACAAUCAACCUCAAGCACCACGCAAUUCCAACCCUCCUGGGUUUCAGCAGAGACAACAAGGUCCACCCUCUCAACAACCUCCUCAAAAGUCAUACACCGAUUCCUUGCUAGAAAGACUCUUAGUAAUCUUUGAGGAAAUGAAUAAGAAGUUUGAUAAGGUUUAUGCUCACAACAAGAUAGUUGACACCCAGACUACACAGCUAGCCCAACAAAUGUCACAUGUGACUCAACAGACUUUAGAGGAACCAAUGAAGCCUAUUGUGACAUCAUCGAAGGUUGAUAAAGACGGCAUUAGUAAAGAGGUUGAGAAAUCUCCAUCAAAUCCUGCUAGAGUUUAUGUAGAGCCGGCUCCUUUCCCUCAUCGAUUGGCAAAGGCUAGAAUAGAGAACAAGUACGGGAAGUUUCUUGAGUUAUUGAAAGAUAAGAAGAAGAUUUAUGAAGCUACUAUAGUGGAGCUUUUCGAGGAGUGUAGUGCCAUCCUUCUUAAUACGCUCCCUCCAAAGCUUAAUGAUCUUGGAACCUUCACUAUUCCAUGUUCGAUUGGAGAUGUAACUAUUCAAAGGACACUUUAUGAUCUUGGAGCCAGCAUAAGUCUCAUGCCUAAUGCUAUCUUCAAAAAGCUCAAUUUUGGUGAUCUUCGCCUUACUCAUGUCUCCCUGCAACUAGCAGACCGAUCUGUACAAUAUCCUUUGGGUAUUUUAGAGGAUGUACCCCUCCAAGUUGGCAAGUUAACCAUCCCAUGUGAUUUCUUUGUUAUGGAGAUGCCGAAAUAUGUGUACACUCUCAUUAUCCUAGGUAGACCAUGUCUUACUACUACUGGAGCUUUGAUUGAUGUGAAGCAUGGUAAGUUGUAG
This is a messenger RNA of Beta vulgaris subsp. vulgaris (sugar beet), 1779 nucleotides long. RefSeq lists its product as uncharacterized. Gene Ontology annotation, biological process: potassium ion transmembrane transport. Lineage: Eukaryota; Viridiplantae; Streptophyta; Magnoliopsida; Caryophyllales; Amaranthaceae. Gene Ontology annotation, cellular component: membrane. Gene Ontology annotation, molecular function: potassium ion transmembrane transporter activity. The transcript is spliced from 10 exons. The record is from RefSeq and is a predicted model, not a curated record. Bases 1 to 1779 code for a protein of 592 amino acids.